GGGUGUUGUACUUGAGAAUUUCUUGACCCACUCGUGCUAGCUAUGGAGUGGAGGACCCUGAAUUUGCUAUCACACAACUAGCUCAGACUACAAUGAGAUCAGAGCUUGGCAAAAUCUCAUUAGAUUAUGUUUUCCGCGAAAGAGAAAACCUUAACAUGAAUAUAGUUGAAGUAAUUAACAAGGCCUCUGAGGCUUGGGGUAUUACAUGUCUUCGUUAUGAGAUACGUGACAUUAAGCUUCCUCCUCGUGUGCAAGAGGCCAUGCAGAUGCAAGUUGAAGCCGAGAGGAAGAAAAGAGCAGCUAUAUUGGAUUCAGAGGGUGUACGAACAGCUGAGAUCAACAUAGCUGAAGGUAAAAGACAAGCUCGCAUUUUGGCAUCAGAAGCUGAAAAAAUUGAACAAAUCAAUAGUGCUAAAGGCCAGGGAGAAGGAUUGAGGAUAUUGUGUGAAUCACUUCAGCAUAAGCAAGGUAAGUUACAUGAGUACUGUGUAUUUGAAUGUUAUUCUAUGAAAUUGGUAAUAGUACUUGUAUUUGAUCAUAUCGUCCUGCUACAUACUAUAGUAGAUUCACAUCAACCAGGCAUGUGAUGUCUAGGCCAGUCC
Molecule: messenger RNA, 602 nt
Organism: Macrobrachium nipponense
Lineage: Eukaryota; Metazoa; Arthropoda; Malacostraca; Decapoda; Palaemonidae
Product: stomatin-like protein 2, mitochondrial
Exons: 4
Coding region: 93-587 (164 amino acids)
Biological process (GO): mitochondrion organization
Cellular component (GO): mitochondrion; membrane
Source: RefSeq, a predicted model, not a curated record